CAAAGCAUAUGAUUAGCUCAAUAUUUUUAAUCAUAAAAAACAAUUAACCUCUAACUCUGCUAUUAAUUAAAUUAGACGGUCCACUAACUCUAUAUAUCUCCAACUCUCAUAAUCCAUCACGUCCUCAUCACUACACAUUGAAAGAGACAAACGCUAAACCAUCACAUAAACAUAACAUAGUACCAAACCCCAUUUCUUGUCUUGUGUCUUCUAUCUCCCCCAUGGAAGCCAAGAAGUCCAACAAGAUCAGAGAGAUCGUUAAGCUUCAACAGAUCCUCAAGAAAUGGCGAAAACAAGCUAUUGCAUCAAAAGCAGCCAACAACAAUACCACUGAAGAGAACAAUAACAAUGGUGGAGGUAGCAAGAGCAUCAAGUUUCUGAAGAGGACAUUGUCAUUUACAGAUGCAACAGCUGUUCCUAAAGGAUAUCUAGCUGUCACGGUCGGGUUAGAGAAUAAGAGGUACACUAUACCAACAGAGUACCUUCGCCACCAAGCUUUUUAUGUUCUUUUACGUGAGGCAGAAGAAGAGUUUGGGUUUCAACAAGCCGGUGUCUUGAGGAUUCCGUGUGAAGUUUCGGUUUUCGAGAGUAUAUUGAAGAUAAUGGAGGAGAAGAACGAAGGGUACCUGGUGACGACAACAACAGCUAAGCAGGAGUGUAAGUUCAAUGCAGCAGCAGAUGAUAAGACGAGCUACCGGCAUCCAUCUGAUUGUCCUCGGACUCCUGCACACCAACCUCACAACAUCCCAAUGUGCAGAUAGUUUUGUUCAUUUCUUGCUUCUGCAUUUUCUUCUUCCUCCUCUUGUAUUGACUUGAGCCAUUCUGCUUAUUCCCACUUUUUCUCUAGGAAUAUGGAUUUGUGUGCUUCAAAACUUCUUAGUAAGAGAAGAUAUUUCUGAAUAAUGGAAUGUACAAACGGAUCAUUGAAACUAUUAUGAUGACCUCUAUUCCUUAAGACUAUUUAUUUUUUC
Molecule: messenger RNA, 971 nt
Organism: Capsella rubella
Lineage: Eukaryota; Viridiplantae; Streptophyta; Magnoliopsida; Brassicales; Brassicaceae
Product: auxin-responsive protein SAUR50
Exons: 1
Coding region: 222-761 (179 amino acids)
Biological process (GO): response to auxin
Source: RefSeq, a predicted model, not a curated record